GCCAGGCAACUACUUAUGUACUUGCAAGUUGCCUGGCGAUAAGCUUGAUUGAUGACAAACUUCUCUCACUGAGAACACUAGACGAUGAUUUUUAGAUUUGUGUCGGCUACUGAAAGAUCCAAAGGCCGACGAGUUUUUGGGGUUCUUUGAGUAUUUGAGGUUCUGAAGAGAUAUUUUUGAAGUUUGGGUCCUUAUCUUUUUUUCCGUAAUUUUCGAAUGAGUGACAUUUGAUAUUGAUUGACCCUCUGCUUUUAUUUGUCACUGAAUUUGCGGUGGCAAUGGCUCCACGCCCGGAGAAGAUGGACGUGGACAGUGGCAAGGGCGACGGCCUGAAGCCGUACUACAUUGCCAAGAUCGAGGAGCUGCUACUGGUGGUUGCCGAGAAGAGCCAGGACCUGCGCCGUCUGCAGGCGCAGAGGAACGAACUCAACGCCAAAGUCCGUCUUCUGCGGGAGGAGCUGCAGCUACUGCAGGAGCAGGGCAGCUAUGUGGGCGAGGUCGUCAAGCCCAUGGACAAGAAGAAGGUGCUGGUGAAGGUGCACCCCGAGGGAAAGUUCGUCGUGGACAUCGACAAGAACAUCGACAUCAACGAUGUGACGCCCAACUGCCGGGUGGCUCUGCGGAACGACAGCUACACACUGCACAAGAUCCUACCGAACAAGGUGGACCCUCUUGUCUCGCUGAUGAUGGUCGAGAAAGUUCCGGACAGCACCUACGAAAUGGUCGGCGGUCUCGACAAACAGAUCAAAGAGAUCAAAGAGGUGAUCGAGCUGCCCGUCAAGCACCCGGAGCUGUUUGAGGCGCUCGGCAUCGCCCAGCCGAAGGGAGUGCUCCUCUAUGGGCCGCCCGGCACAGGAAAGACGCUGCUGGCGCGCGCCGUGGCACACCACACCGACUGCACAUUUAUCCGCGUCUCCGGCUCCGAGCUGGUGCAGAAGUUUAUCGGCGAGGGCUCGCGCAUGGUCCGAGAGCUCUUCGUCAUGGCCAGGGAGCAUGCCCCGUCCAUCAUCUUCAUGGACGAGAUCGACAGCAUCGGCUCAACUCGAAUCGAGUCUGGCUCCGGCGGAGACUCUGAGGUGCAGCGAACUAUGCUCGAGCUGCUCAACCAGCUCGACGGCUUCGAGUCGACCAAAAACAUAAAG
Molecule: messenger RNA, 1142 nt
Organism: Amphibalanus amphitrite
Lineage: Eukaryota; Metazoa; Arthropoda; Thecostraca; Balanomorpha; Balanidae
Product: 26S proteasome regulatory subunit 8-like
Exons: 6
Biological process (GO): proteasome-mediated ubiquitin-dependent protein catabolic process
Cellular component (GO): proteasome regulatory particle, base subcomplex
Molecular function (GO): ATP hydrolysis activity; proteasome-activating activity; ATP binding
Source: RefSeq, a predicted model, not a curated record